AUGCUCACUUCCGUCUCUCUUUUGGCCCUGCUCGCGGGCUCGGCCCAAGCUUUCUGGCGCUUGCCAUGCAAUAAGCCCGUCGUGAACGGCCUGAUUGACCCUAUCGUUUCUCCCGGAAAGGCGAACAGUCAUUCUCACACCAUCAUGGGCGCCAACGGUAUCAACCUGGACUCGACCUACGACGAACUGGUCGCUUCGGACUGCACUACUUGCAAGGUUUCCGCGGACAAGUCUGCUUACUGGAUUCCUGGAUUGUACUAUAAGUACCCGAACGGGUCCUUCCAGUCCGUCGACCAUGGCGGCAUGCUUGUUUACUAUCUCCAGCGUGGCGGUUCCAAUGAGACCAUCAAGGCGUUCCCUCCCGGCCUCCGCAUGCUUACCGGCGACCCUUUCGCUCGCAACAACACCGGUAGCAUCGAAUCUCAGGCCAUCAGCUGGAACUGCAUUGACUAUAACCAGAACUACCCCGAGACUCCUGGUUUCGACCAGUUGAUCUGCCCCAAUGGUCUUCGCGCUCAAGUGUUCUUCCCUUCGUGCUGGGAUGGAACCAAUCUCGACUCCGCCGACCACAAGUCGCACAUGGCCUACCCUGACGGUAUCAACAACGGUGUCUGCCCCUCGUCCCACCCGGUCCACUUGAUCUCCAUCUUUUACGAGAUCUACUUCAGUGUCGACCCCUUCAACAAGCUCAACGACGGCGGUAGCUUCGUUCUUUCCACGGGUGACCCUACGGGUUACAGCCUCCACGGCGAUUUCUACAACGGCUGGAACCAGGAUAUCCUUCAGCAAGCUGUCGAUCAGUGCACCAACGACAGCGGCGUCCUUGAGGAUUGCGGUGUUUUCACUGGCCAGAACCUCAUCAUUUCCGACGACACUGCCAACUCCUGCUCUGCAACGGACCCGAUCGGCGUGAACGUCGAUGGCGUGCUGCCCUACCUGCCGAACUGCGUGGCUAUCCAGGAUGGUCCCCAGGAGGCCACUCCAGGUGUCCUUACCCCGGGUUGCACGCCCGUCUCUGGCACUGGCAACACCACCCCGAAGUCGUCCUUCGCCGCUGUCUCCUCUGCGGUUGCGUCGACUUCCGUCGGUUCCCCGGCUACCACGAAGGUUUCCGUCUCCUCGACUUCGGUCAUCGCUGCCCCCACAGUGUCGUCGACCUCCGUCAAGCCUGUAACGCCCAGUUCUUCGGCAGCAUCAGUGCCAGUUGCAUCGUCUUCCCCAGCCGCCCCUGCAGUGUCGUCGACGUCCGUCAAGCCUGUGGUGCCCAGUUCCUCAGCAGCAUCGGUUCCAGUUGCAUCAUCUGCCCCUGCCGUCUCAUCGUCGGUGAGCGCUGUUGUGCCGACUUCGGUCUUGGGCGGAAAGACCGGUGUCCUGGCCGCGACAUCCGUCGCUCCCACCGCGACCACCGAGGCGUCUGUAGCGGCCUCUUCCGCCGUCGCACCGUCCGCCCUCCCCACCGGCAAGUCGUCGACAUGCGCCGCCAAGGCCAGGCGCGGCAGUUCCAAGUUCGUCAGCAAGCCCAAGCCGAACGUGCACCACUAUCGCCAGAACGCCAACCGUGCGCGGUCGUUCUAA
Molecule: messenger RNA, 1575 nt
Organism: Peniophora sp. CBMAI 1063
Lineage: Eukaryota; Fungi; Basidiomycota; Agaricomycetes; Russulales; Peniophoraceae
Source: the annotation of a GenBank genome assembly